AUGUUUUCACUCCUCUACUACCCUCUAUGGGCCUUUACUUCCUGCCUCGCUAUCAUCACUCUCAAUGUCUUAUACCAAAAGCUCCCUCGAAAUGCCAACGAGCCUCCAUUAGUGUUCCACUGGCUUCCGUUCUUUGGUAAUGCUGUCGCUUAUGGACUCGACCCUUACGGCUUCUUUGUGAAAUGCCGAGAAAAGCACGGCGAUGUCUUCACCUUUAUCCUCUUCGGUCGAAAAAUCGUUGCCUGUCUUGGUGUUGAUGGCAAUGACUUUGUUCUCAACAGUCGAAUUCAAGACGCCAACGCCGAAGAGAUCUACAGUCCAUUGACAACGCCUGUCUUUGGUAGCGAUGUCGUAUACGAUUGUCCAAACUCGAAGCUCAUGGAGCAAAAGAAGUUUGUCAAGUUUGGCCUUACCCAGAAGGCUCUUGAGUCCCAUGUUCAGUUGAUUGAGCGAGAGGUUUUGGAGUACAUCCAAGCUGUGCCAUCGUUUUCUGGAAAGUCUGGCACAGUUGAUGUAUCCAAGGCAAUGGCUGAGAUCACCAUCUUCACUGCCGCCCGUUCUCUUCAAGGUGAAGAAGUUCGACGGAAGCUUACCGCUGAGUUUGCAGCUCUGUAUCAUGACCUCGAUCUAGGCUUUACUCCUGUCAACUUCCUGUUCCCCUGGCUACCUCUGCCUCGCAACCGACGUCGAGACGCUGCCCAUACAAAGAUGAGAGAGAUCUACAUGGACAUCAUCAACGAACGAAGAAGAGGCGGAGGAGACUUGGAAAAAGGAACCGAUAUGAUCGCCAACUUGAUGAGUUGUGCCUACAAGAACGGGCAGCCAAUUCCAGACAAGGAGAUCGCACACAUGAUGAUCACUCUUCUCAUGGCCGGACAACACUCUUCGUCAUCUGCUAGUUCAUGGAUCGUACUGCAUCUGGCUUCAUCCCCUGAUAUCGCUGAGGAACUCUACCAAGAGCAAGUCAUCAACUUGAGUGCUGGCGGCGCUCUCCCACCCCUGCAGUACUCAGACCUCGACAAGCUCCCACUUCUCCAGAAUGUCGUCAAAGAAACACUCCGAGUUCAUUCCUCUAUCCACUCUAUUCUGCGAAAGGUUAAGAGACCCAUGCAAGCACCUGGAUCACCUUACACCGUCACCACCGACAAGGUUCUCCUCGCUUCACCAACUGUUACAGCGUUGAGUGAAGAACACUUCCCGGACGCACAAAGAUGGAAUCCUCAUCGGUGGGAUAACAAGCCCCAGGAGGAGGCCGUGACGGUUGAGGUCGUCGACUACGGCUACGGUGCUGUCUCUAAAGGAACAAAGAGCCCAUACUUGCCCUUUGGCGCUGGCCGGCAUCGAUGUAUCGGAGAGAAGUUUGCUUAUGUUAACUUGGGCGUUAUUGUCGCGACGUUGGUGCGUAACUUCAGGCUGUCGACUCUUGAUGGCAAGCCUGGUGUUCCAGCAACCGACUACACUUCUCUCNNUAAGUGGCAAUGUGGAGAGAAGAGUACUAGUUCCUACGAAUAA
Molecule: messenger RNA, 1512 nt
Organism: Fusarium tjaetaba
Lineage: Eukaryota; Fungi; Ascomycota; Sordariomycetes; Hypocreales; Nectriaceae
Product: cytochrome P450 monooxygenase family 51 (sterol 14-demethylase)
Exons: 2
Coding region: 1-1512 (503 amino acids)
Biological process (GO): ergosterol biosynthetic process
Molecular function (GO): heme binding; monooxygenase activity; iron ion binding
Source: RefSeq, a predicted model, not a curated record